Messenger RNA from Corythoichthys intestinalis (scribbled pipefish), 8792 nucleotides. Its product is annotated as specifically androgen-regulated gene protein-like. The transcript has 4 exons. NCBI's taxonomy places the organism in Eukaryota, Metazoa, Chordata, Actinopteri, Syngnathiformes, Syngnathidae. The coding region runs from base 4450 to 6174 and encodes 574 amino acids. The record is from RefSeq and is a predicted model, not a curated record.
UGCCCUUAGCAUUAACCUAAUGCUGAUGCUAUACUAACACUACAGGUUACAUUUAGUGUGUGAUGUUCACACAGCAAGUCACAUAACCAGACACUGUUACGGGCAGGCUAACUACACAUGAAAUGUCCCACAUUGUGAACAUGUGACCGAAACUAUUGCACAUUUCGUCUCGUCAAAUGAAAAAUGGCAUUCGUCUUGUUAUGUUUUAGUCUCCCAAAACACCUUUUUAGCUUGUCAUCUUCAUGAAAAAAGUGUUCAUUUAUGAAAUAUUUUCGUUAUCGACAUCGUUUACGAAAACAAAACUGCUCGAAAGCGCAGAUUUGAACCUAUCUUCCAAUUUUUAUUUGGCAUCGAUAGACCUAAAAAAAACGGAGAAAUGAUGGUUUUAAUUUUGUGGUGGUAAAAGUUGUUUUUGGCAGCCCUUUUCAUUUUUGUUUCAGUCUUUUGGAUGAAAAUACUUAUUAGUCUUACCCCGAUAAUAUACCAGAUGCGUCAGCGGCGUGUUAACAUCGUCAACGCACCACUGACGAUCGUCCCCAAUGGAUGUGUUUUAUGAGUAGAGUUUGUGUUGCCUGGUACACCAGACUCACCGCUGUUCCAGCUAUUGAGUCUGGCCACCAUUCAGCGGAUACAAUUUCCAGGGCGGAGCAAGCCACAGCAAACAGACAGCGGAGUGUACCAAUCAGCGACGGGCAGACACGACGUUAGUAAAACGACGAGGGCAGGACGAGGGACUUGCGCGCGGAAGUAAACAUACGAGGAGAGCGGAGUUUAUUCAACAUGGCUAGCGCGAGACAGACUGUUGUCAAUGACUCGUGUCGAUGUGUUUUUGGUAAUUUAAAACUGAUUUUACCGUGGAUUGGAACAUAUUCUCGGCUCUCCUGUUCACCAUCUGUGUUGUUGUGGAGACGACUUUCGACGCGCAAGAGUGACGUUGCUCGUUAAGAACACGUCACGCAAAUAAACGAAUCUGAUUUGUCGAUUGAUUUUGUACCUGCUCGAGAGGCCGUUAAUGGGCUGGUUCCCAGACUUUUCUCUCAGUGUUUGAAAAAUACAGGGAGAACAGUCUGGCCGUGCCAGGCAAGAGUGUGUGUGGAGCGGCUCAAUCUGUUCAUGCGAGGACAAGAUCAUGCGAGUGACCGAGAGUAGAGUGUAUUUAAAGAUCACAACACAACAACCAUUUCUUUCGUUCUGAAAGAAAGACGAAAAAAGUCCUGUGCCAAAGAGAAAAACCAUUGCAGUGACAAAAAUUUUAACAUAUUUUCAAAAUCUCAAUUUUUUUUUCUUAUGAAAGGUUUUAAAAAGCUUUACCUGUAUUGACAAAUGUAAGUUAAAGCGCUAUGCAUAAAUUAAUCAAAUGUAAUUGCAUAUUAUUUUGAAAAUUGACUGGAUCCACUGUGUUUUAACACAAAUGCCUUCCGGUCUACCUCGUUCGACUGACGGUGGAGGGUUGCGUCUCCUGACAAAUAAAAUACUGUGCCGGUCGUUUUGUGUGCGACGCGUUUAACUGCUUCUGGGAUGCGUCUGAUACGCAGCCGCUCUGCAACUGGUGUGCCCUCGCUGCUUGACUUUAACGGUCGCGUUUCACUGCGUUGACCGAGAAGUCUGUGGCGUGCCUGCUAUAUUACCGCGCUUAGCCAUAUUUUGGUCAUUUCAAAAUGUGUUCGUCUUCAUCUAAUUUUAGUCAAUGACUACUCAAUGUUUUCGGCCGUAAAAUUCAAAACUUUCAGUCAAUAAAUAAAUCCAACUAUUUCAAAUUAUAAUUGACAGACGAGGACAUAUUGUAGUGUGUAGUGUGUACAAGGACAACAGCAUCUUUAUGAUCAUUCACAAUCGGCAGGAACACCGUUCUUUAUUUUCAAAUAAUUAAACACACUUGGAUGCCACAAACAUUAUGUAAAAAAAAAAAAAAAAAAAAAGAUGUCCGAGAGUUUAAGACGAUGUUCGCCACCCUACAUGUUAAAGCUAACGGGAAUGCUAUGCUAUCGCCACGAGUUACAUUUAGUGUGUGAAGCAAAACUGCAUACUCUCUCUUGCCAAGAUAAACACAUAUUUGAUUGGCUGAUGACUUGACUUGAAUACACACACGCACUCACAGCCCCGACAGAAAUACAUACAACAUGUCGAUAACAUGCCACCUCCUCCGCCCCGUUCGAAGAGGAAGGAUAGUAGAAGUUUUUUGGGCCAGCAACAGCCACUGUCGGUAAUGUCAACAGACAUCAAUGUUGUGGGGGUGAGAAACACACCGCUAGUUUUGCUAGUGAAAGUCCGACUCACAUCAGAGUUAGCAUGAUGUUAAACUGUGUGAAUUUGCUAACCUGCAAAACUCGAGUAGGAAGCUGCUUAAAGAGACGUGUCUUCCUAUAUGUGUUUUCUACUGUUUUUAUUUUUUUGGGUUGUUCUUUUGUGUGUUUUCUACUGUUACCGUUAAUUAAUCGGUGAGAAAUGAACCAAGGUUUACCCCUUUUUAAAGCAGCCCAGGGGAGCUUUCAUUUUUUGUUGGACAAAAUCAGUAGUGUUUUACCUGAAGGAAUGCUCCAUUUUCAGUUAUUUUUGUUAUUCCCAGACUAAGAGGAUUUUUCAGUUUUACAUAUUUCUUUAUUUAGACACACGAGUUUUCAAAAAGCAAAUGUUUAUUCUUUGCAUUCCUAGAUUGUUAAGAGAUUAUUAACAAGUUUGUGUUUAAAUAUUUUUUUUAUAUACACAAUAAAGGGAAACUCAGACUUAAAGACUUGUAGGCUCUAAUAGGUCACAAUUGUUCUCUUUUACUAAAAUAUUUUAUUAGAAACACAUAACACAUUGCCAUUGAUUUAAAACCUAUGUUAUUUAGUACAUAUUUUGACCUACAAAGGGCGCCAUGUUUUAUGCGUGCAAUGGACGCUCGGGGUGGUGACAUAGUUUGUCACUGUCAUUAGACGAACACUAUCGGUGUACUGCAAUUCAUUCUACGUGCCGAGACGUCAAACACAUGAGCACAUCGGUUAAAAACGGCAAGUACUUACUAUUUGGGUUUUUAUUGAAUCCUUUAUUACCUUUUCAUUGCACAAAAUACUUUUUGUAUGUGUUUAUUGUAGUAGCUUUAAAGCAUAUUGUUGAUCUGUAGACCACAUUAGUCACGUCACGUAUUUAAACCACCCUUAUUUGAUAUUAUUAUGUUUAAGUACUUUCUUUAGACAUCUUUAGUAUGUUCUGUCCGUAUGCAUCUAAACAAAACUAGCUGAAAGCGCACGGUAGUACUUUGGGUGUCAAAUUUGCCACUUGUAGCACGUUUCGCCGGUCUAGCACAUUUUGGCAGAACACCGUUUUUUUCUCCUUGUCUCGUAUCGUCUCAUCCCGUCUUUCCUGUUCAUUUUUCUUUUGCUGCUCGUUCAGUGAAAUAUCAACAGUGCUGUCAUUCUCAUUAAUAUUCCUCUCGGGUUCAAAUUGAAAGGGUUGAAAAGAUGACAUGUUUAUGUCGCUAGAGUCAUACUUUGGAAGCCUGGCAGCGUAACCAUGUGACGUCACCGCGCUGCGAUGUCAACAACAAGGGUGGAUUAGUUAAACUAAUCUUACAAAUUGUAUAAAAUCGAAAACAUCAAGAGGGGUUUUCAUAUCAAAUUAAUUUAACUCAUAAUAACGUUUAUCAUUAAAAAACUACAACUCUUUCUAUCCGUGGAUCCCUUUAAAUUAUGUUCAAAUAUUGCAAUUUUGCUAAUAAAAUGCUGACAUUAAUUCUGGAAGUUUUCAAAAUGCGUCUUUAGUAGUUUUUGAAAACAAAGGUUUAAAUCAAACGGUGUGUAACCUGAACCAUUACAUAUGAAAGUUAAUAUAAGUCAAUACAGAUUUAUUUGGCAUUGAUCAUUUAGCCUAUAAAUUUCUUAGUUUAAAGUGAACAUACAGUUUAUGCUGUUAUAUUGUCCCUACGAAUGUUGAGACCAAAGUUACGCCCUUACUGAUAUGGCAAUUCUAUCAUCAUCAGUAAAACUAUUAUAGUGCCUGUCUAUGACUAAUGUUUCAAGCAUAUAUACCUGGUUUAGCUCAAUAAAGUGCUCUUGGCAAUAAAUAGUCCGACAGUGAAACCUAAUAGCAGCAAUUGUGGCAUCGAAAUGUGGAGGAACCUGAUAUCAAUCUAAACGCUUAAACGCUUUGGCAUGUUGCAAACAGACUUCCUGGGUUUUGCUUUGUUCUACUUUAUUUGGACACCGUUGAAUUCCUGUCAUGCCACAUGUCAACUCUGGUUGAUUGCCAGCACAUGACCGAAUGUCAGGAAACUGAUUGGCUAAGCACAAGACAGUUCUAGACGACAUGCCCCACCCUUUUUUCAGCUUCAGUGGAGGCAGGACGCACCGCCACAGAGAUGGAUUGACACCCAAACACAGUUGACCUCGACGGGCCAUGUCCAACUCUGUGUGCACUUGAGAUCCUUCCACAAUUUGAUGAACUGUCCCCAGCCUCUUCCUUCACUGCGUGAUGUCGACAGGCGACACUUGGCAUGAUGACCUUGCCUUGGCACCAUUGAGCAAUAAGGCCAGCACUGGAAGCUAUGAUAGUGUGAUCACCUUGAACUCUGUCUGUAGCGAGGACAGCAUGGAGCACUUAUCUGCUGAGGAGAGGGCGUGCAUCAUGUAUCUGGAGCAGACCAUUGAAGCACUUGAGGUGCAGGAGGACAGUGGACUAUCCAAUGAUGAACCAGACUCAGGAAGUCUUCUGAAGAAGAUGGGUCUGAAUUCAAUCAAUGAUACUUCCGCUUUUGACUUUGAGUCUGGAAUGGAAAAGCGACCUGAGACCUUGCCUGCAGUUCCAGUUGGCUUUCCAUUGAAGGAGUCUGACUAUAUAACAUUAACAAAAGAAAACAGAGCUGAGGAUCAUCUUUUAAAUCAAACCUAUGAACCAAACCACACCGUUGCCCCUGAAGCCAGCACAGAUGGUCUUACAACUUCAACAACUUCAAAAUUCAUAUCACGACCCCACUUUCAGGUUACCGAUUCAGUCACUGAUAGCAACAUUCCACUCGAUACAAAGGGACUGUGUUCAUCCACCAUUGGAGACUCUUCAUCACUGACACUCCCUUCAGUCCCUGACAAUCCCUACGCUCUUGACAUGGAUGUAGGUCUGAUUCCCCCUCCGUCUGACUUUAUGGAUGAUCCGGUACCUGAUUCAAAGUUUACGGAUCUUGGUCCGGAGUUUGUUCUAGAGAAUGAUCCAAAGCCUAACAGUGUCAAAGCCCCUUUUCACUCCAAGUACAGCAUACCAGUCUCUGCUGACCUGAAGGGAUUUUACCAGAAUGCCUUAAAGAAGAAUCCUUCAGUUAGCCCCUCUACAAACCAAAGACAUCCAGACAAGCUUCCAAUCAUCACACGUCCGAGUCUCCCUGCUUUGGAGCCUGUUCUACCUGUGAUCCUUCAUCCUGACUCAACAGAGCUCAAGAUUCCACCCUUUGUGGCUCCUAAACCAAAAAGAUCUUCAAUCAAGAUGCCAUACCACAUGCAAACAUCAGAACCUAAUUCACCCAUUGGUAAUGGUGACCGCCAACUAUCAGACCAAGACAUAGUCCACAUUCAGGCCCUUCAGAAGCUUGGCCUGCUUAAAGAUUUGAAUAAAGAUUUGGACCCUACCCUGAAUCAUAAGCUUUCACCACAAACUCGAAAGUCAUGGGCAGAUCUACCAUCCGCAUGCAGUCCGUCACUUCUACGUCCAUCCAAUCGAAAAUCAUCAUUUAUUGCAUCAAGUCAUGCAUCACUAGGCUCCCCCUCAACUACCUCAGCUCCCUCUUCAUUCACUGAGCGAUCCAGACAUCGCUUGUCACAUCGUGAAACAUAUCCCACGAACGAUGUUUUAACAAGUUCAACUCAUACUCAGGUGAAAUCCCCUCGUCUCACGUCUUCGGAUCUAAUCAGACAGUUAAAAAAAGUCCCAGGUGCCCAGUCAGGUGCUGUGGAGCACUCCGACCUCCAAUUAAGCCAGCCGACAGCUCAUCAAGACAGAAAUAGCGUUGAGCGGUACCUUAGUCAUGCCGACAGCCAUGGCUUUCGGAGACGGUCUUCCUACAACUCUGCCUUGCAGCACCCAGGGGGCGCUAACAAUCUCCGGCGGUCACAUGGCAUUAGUGUGCUGAUAAGCCCUCGGGAUGAAAAUGGAGUGGACCCAGAAGCCCUGAAGAAACUCGGGACUAAACAAACCCUACAUCCCUCUUAAAUUACCAUGGAGUCUACACAAAAUGGCCUGUAAAUAAACACAGACAUCAUGUCAAAAGCUGCAGCGAGCUUAUGUAUUUGCCAGAAGAUGGCGUGAGCUUAUCGACGCCCGGACAUUGCAAUCUGUAUGGACAUGUUAAUAUCUACUUACAGUACCUUAUCACCUCAUAAGUCUUUGUGGCCAUACUUAUUCUAGAAUCUGCUAUUUUGGUUGUAAACAUGCACACUAUUGCCUAUAUUAAAACUGCCAGGGAUUUCAUAUGUAUAGGCACUUUCACACUGUACGAACCAUCUGCAGAUCCUAUACCUUUUUUGGGGCCGAUGAUGUCAUUUGCUGUAGUACUACUACUCUUAGAUAGGAUCUUUCCCGUAGGGCUGCAGGACCUCUAUUGUUUGGUGAUUCGCUGAAAUCAGAUGCUACACCCCUUGCCAUAUUUGCACAUGUCAAGAAUCCCCCAUAUUGAAAAAAAACAACCAAAAAAAACAGCCUUGUAUAUAUGUAUACAGUAAACACUUUUAAUAUAUUAUAACUACACGUCGCCUCCUUUUUAUCUUCUGUCUGCUCUCCUUUCUCCUCCAUGAAACGAAAAAAUGUCGCUUGCCUUCCAAUCUGAUCCGUCAUAGUACUAAGCCUGUGUGCGGUUCCAGUUUCAUCGUUAGAUCAGGGGCGUCACUAGAAAGUCAGAAAUAGCACUUUAAACUAUAUAUAAUCAAACCAAACUACAUGUUUCUGUAAAAAAAAAAAAAAAAAAAAAAAGAGUUGUAUUUAUUUUUCAGCCAUCAGUAUUCAAAAUCACUAUUGGAACAUCCCCUGUCAAAAGUCAAUUCACCUUUGCUCAUGCUCAACUUCCUUCUCUCCUUCACCUCUUCCUGCACUCUGCUGCUGUAGUUUGUCUGAAAAGAAAUGGGGUUAUAUCACUGAAAGUGUUUUGCAAUUAAUCAGCGUUUCUGAACUGCUAGAUUGUGACCUAAAAGUGGUUAAUGUUGCUUAGGUGGGUUACCUAGCCUACCUUUCUCAUUCCUCCUUGCUGAUUUAUCCUUGCUGCGAGCAAUUAGCUUUCUAAUAUCCAUUUGUAAGAGUAAUGCUGUCUAAAUCAAAUAGAAAUAAAGAAAUAAUACAUCUUGUUACAAAUUACAGGGACUGCAGUAGCAAAUAAAAUGCUUGUAAAACAUCUGAAAAUCAAGAUGAGCACACUUACAAAAUUGUUCGAGGUUAUAUCCCAAAAACAGACAAUUAAUUGCAGAUUACAUACAGAUUAAUUUUAUUAAUUUGGGUCAUAUAAAUAAACAGCAAUAAAUAGCAUCAGUAUUUAUACCGUUCAAAUAGCACAUAUCAUAUUAACACAGAAUUAGACAACGCUCUCGAGUGAGAGCCUCUCACUCAAAUUGCAUUUAAUUGUCAUUCUAUUCAUAGCCAGCUAGCUAAAAUACGGCAGCUACUACUUCAAUUUGCGACCAGAGUUGUUUAACGCGGUUAACUACCCGAUACGUUAAGAGUAAUGUUGAACCAUUUAAAUUCACAGUUCAUGGGAACACAGACAAGCACAGAGGUAAAAACAAACAACAAGGAUAGGCAGUUUAUCUGGCACUAACCUGUAAAGCUGGUGGGGAGGUGUAAUUUGCAACGUCGAUUGUAUGAUUGGCAGUUUGGCACACACACACGAUAAUAUUGAGUCUGCAUUCAUGUGUUGUUCGAGUAAUCGAAAAAUGAUUCUAUAAAAAGCACCUAACAGUCACUCAACUUGUGAUGUAUUGUUGGAGCAUUAAAAUAGGCUACCCUUGUUUGUAGCAAUCACAUUUUUAUCCCACAUUGCGACUUUACAACACAUCACAAAAAUUUUCCAACUUGGAAAAUCAGAUCUCCCGACACACAUGAACGUAUCAUAUCUCCCAAAGGUGCGUCACGGAACUGUCAACUCAUAUACCUGUUACAGCCAAAGUUAUGUGCAUAAAUUUCCAUAUUAAGGAGCCAUGUGCAAAUUGUGGUAUAUGGAGUCAUUAGAGUAAUAAGACCAUACAGUAUUAAAUGGGCGCAUUCUCUAGAUUAUGCUAUGUAGACUGAAAACUCCAAAGACGUUUUUUUUUUUUUUUUUUUUACCGGUGAAAUUUAUACUGGGGCACAGCAGAUCAAUACUGGAGCAUGUGCCCCAGUGAAAUAGUGAAAUAUGUCUGGCGAAACCCAUAUGUUAGAUUCUUAAUGUAGCCGCCAAUGGAAUUACUGUCUCAGUUUAAAGACGAACCCCAAGAAUUUCUAUUAUGUGCAGCAAGAUCAUCAUCAUCAUCAUCUUCCGCUUGUUCCGGGGUCGGGUCACGGGGGCAGCAGCUUUAACAGGGAAGCCCAGACUUUCCUCUCCCCAGCCACUUCAACCAGCUCCUCCAGCGGGAUCCCAAGGCGUUCCCAGGCCAGCCUAGAGACAUAGUCUCUUCAGCGUGUCCUGGGUCGUCCCCGGGGCCUCCCGCCGGUGGGCCAUGCCCGGAACACCUCUCCAGGGAGGCGUCCAGGAGGCAUCCGAACCAGAUGCCCGAGCCACCUCAGCUGGCUCCUCUCAACGUGGAGGAGUAGCGACUCGACGCCGAGUCCUUCCUGGAUGACCGAGCUUCUCAUCCUAUCUCUAAGGG